AUGAAUACACAGAUUCGUACUAGUCAGCCUGGAUCAUUUACCCCUUCACCGCUUCAAAUGUCAACAAACGAUGUAGCAGUGCCUUCACCUCUCAAGCAUUCAGCUGCCUCAUCUCAUCAUCGCUCGGCUGACGCCAACGCAUAUACGCCAGAUAUACGCUCUAAUGACAGUAAUUACUCCUCUACAAACAAUAUGUCUAGUCUGAGCGACAGAUUGUGUGAAGUCGACUUUGAGUCACCUGCCAAGAUCUUUCAAAACAAACAUGCCUUCCAUCAAUUUGAAAAUGUCACUCCAGACAUCUCAACGCCUGGCACACCUCCCAUUGCGCCUAGUGCACGAUUCGGCUAUGAAUCAGCAGACAACAUUGCUUCAUCAGGCGCUCAUACACCAAGCAGCCAACAUUCGCCUUCAUCAGCUCACACACCUCGCUCCAUGUCUCCAGAGUCCAGUGAAGAUGCAACUCACCAUAAACAUCACCAUAAACACCACCACACCAACGCUAAACCCUCUCAGCCGCCUUCCAAACCUGCCACUGAAGCAUCCAGUGCAACAGAAUACACUUCUUCCUCUACAAGACCCACUUCAGCUCUCGGAUCUGCUACCAUUUCUCGCACAAACACACCUGCUCAAUUUGUGUUUAAAAAGCCAGAAUAUAAUAGCCAUUAUCAUCACACACAUUUUCAUCAUCUAGAAAAGAAGGAUACCAUAUUCCACGAUCUGAAGCGAAUUUUCAGAAAGAACCAGGAUAAAAAGAAGAAGAAACAUCUGCUAGAUGAUGCAUCGAGUGUUCGUAGUAGUGGUUCAUCUGUUUAUAGCAGACAAAGUGAUUUAUCCUUUGCAAAUGAAUUCAACAAGAACCUGGAAGGACGAUACGGCAAAUGGGGCGAGUUUGUUGGCAAGGGAUCAGGUGGAUCUGUCAGAAUCAUUCGUCGUAACACAGACGGAAAGACAUUUGCAGUAAAGGAAUUCAGAAAGAGAGCACCUGGUGAGAACGAGAAGGAAUACGUAAAGAAGGUGACAGCCGAGUUUUGCAUUGGUUCUACACUGCACAAUUUCAAUGUGAUUGAAGCACUGGACAUUAUUCAAGAAGGGCAAUCGUUUUACGAAAUCAUGGAGUAUGCUCCCAACGAUCUCUUCAACAUUGUCAUGAGUGGAAAAAUGGCUCCAGAUGAAAUCUCUUGUUGCUGGCGCCAACUAUUGAACGGUGUCAAAUAUCUGCAAUCCAUGGGUAUAGCGCAUCGUGAUCUCAAACUGGACAACAUGGUAUUGGACGAACGAGGUAUCGUGAAAAUCAUCGACUUUGGUUGCGCUACGGUUAUCAAGUAUCCAUUUGAAGACCAUGUCCAUCUUAGCAAAGGCAUUUGCGGUUCUGACCCUUACAUUGCGCCUGAACAGUACACACAAAAGGAGUACGAUGCUCGCAAAACAGACUUGUGGUCCUGUGGUAUCAUCUAUAUCUGUAUGACAAUUCGACGCUUCCCUUGGAGACUGCCUCGUCCUGAAAAGGAUCAAUCAUACAGCAAUUUUGUGCAACCAAAUAACAACGGUGCAGAGAAGCUGUUCAAGUUAUUACCUCGUUACGCAAGACCUAUCAUUUCUCGGAUUCUACUUCCAGAUCCUGAGAAGCGUUGUCUGUUGGAGGAUGUGCUAGAUGAUUCAUGGGUGAAGAGUAUAGAGACUUGCUCUCCUGAACAGCCAGCUGAAAAUCAUCCUCACCAUCUACUUUUUGAACCCUCGAAGCAAAUUAUAGAACGUGGCAAUAUCAUUGUUUUACCUGCCCCCAAAAAGGAAGAAGAUUCUACUACUAACACGCCUGCUGUCGAAAAAAAGAAAAAGACGCCAGAUCACCAUAAUCGCUCAAAAAAGUAG
This is a messenger RNA of Mucor velutinosus, 1869 nucleotides long. RefSeq lists its product as uncharacterized. Bases 1 to 1869 code for a protein of 622 amino acids. The record is from RefSeq and is a predicted model, not a curated record. Lineage: Eukaryota; Fungi; Mucoromycota; Mucoromycetes; Mucorales; Mucoraceae. Gene Ontology annotation, cellular component: cytosol. Gene Ontology annotation, molecular function: ATP binding; protein serine/threonine kinase activity. Gene Ontology annotation, biological process: intracellular signal transduction; protein phosphorylation. The transcript is spliced from 2 exons.